CGGUGGUGAUCCAUCCGUCGACUGCCGCAUCGAAUGAUGGAGCGAUGCGUGAGACUUUUCGUCCGAGUGGCAGUCAUGAUCAGCAUCCUCGGCUGUGCCACCUCCGCUGCGCAGGAAGUUAUUGAGCUGAACACUGACUCCUUUGAGAAAGCAACAGGCGCCUUGGACGGAGAUUCUCGCGAAUUCCACAAGUCCAACUCGAACGCCAUGGUCGUCACUCUCACGACCGACACAUUUGACGAUCUCACAGAAGCGACGAGCAGCAACGCAGGAGUUUGGCUAGUCGAUUUUUACGCUCCAUGGUGCAAGCACUGCAAGACGCUCACACCCAUGUUCGAAGAACUCGCACCGCUUCUCGACGCCGAGAAGAUUCAUGUUGGAAUGGUGGAUGCAAACGAGCACGUGUCGCUCAGGUCGCGCUUUCGCAUCAAAACGUAUCCAACAGUUAUGGUAUUUGCCCAAGGAAAAAUGUACAAAUUUCGCGGAAGCCGCACGGUGCAAGAUCUCAUGGCGUUUGCACAAGGCGGGUACUUGUCCAGUGACGUCGACGGCAGCGCCGUCCCUCCCCCCGUCAAAUUAUUCGAUCCGUCGCAAAGCCAUGUCGUGGAGCUCGUUCCUGAAACAUUUGACGCCGUGACGCAGGUCGAAACAGGAGGCGACUGGUUUAUUCUCUUUCACACGGCCAACUGCGGUCCAUGCGGCGAAGUCCUGCUCGAGUGGGACCAAGUGUCUGUGGACCUGCUCGGGAGACUUCAUGUGGGGUCGUUCAAAUUGAAGCCGGAUAUCCUUGGUGCAUGGAGCAAGCGGUUCGGGCUCUUUGGGUUCCCGAGUUUAGUUGUGUUUUCCAAAGGCCGAAUGUAUCGUUCCUACCGGGGAAAUCGGUCCGCGCCGAAUUUGGUGGAGUAUGCGCUUCAGCAACUCCAGGCGGGUCAGCGUAAUAGCAUCCCUGUGCCUGGACCAAACUCCGCCGCUCCGAUGCAAUUUCACUCGCCGCUUCCACUCAAGAGGGUGGCCAUUGAAUCUGUCGACGAGGAAGUCGAAGGCGACGCUGGCAACAGUCCUAACGAAAAGAUCGAAAAAAGUGGUGGCAACGACAACGACGACGACGUUGAGACUACUGACGAUGACGGCGAUGCCGGCGAGAAACUCAAUGAACUGGAAAGCGUGGAGCAGCAUGUGUGUGGCCAGUCUCAAGGUGUUUGUGAAGCCCGAAUGGCGAAGAGUGACUCGGACAUUAAAGUGCCCCGGGAACACGAGUAUGAGUAAACGGUAGGAGGGCCGAUAAAGGCUGAACUCGUCCAUACUGUGGUUAACCCUUCUAUUGACCGAUGUAUUCCACAAUGACCUUGGGACCCGCCCCGGCCUGCCGUCGUCCAUUUGCCUCGUUAGCCGUCUUGAAAACGAAGGCCGUUCAAGGACUAGAAUAAAUCUACUCCCCCACGAAUGCCUCGAAUCGACGUACGGAAUGCAAAAGUGAACGGACGGCCAGGACAAUGUCUACUUCUCA
Messenger RNA from Aphanomyces invadans, 1507 nucleotides. Its product is annotated as protein disulfide-isomerase domain. NCBI's taxonomy places the organism in Eukaryota, Oomycota, Saprolegniomycetes, Saprolegniales, Verrucalvaceae. Gene Ontology annotation, molecular function: protein disulfide isomerase activity; protein-disulfide reductase activity. Gene Ontology annotation, cellular component: endoplasmic reticulum lumen. The transcript has a single exon. Gene Ontology annotation, biological process: response to endoplasmic reticulum stress. The coding region runs from base 34 to 1266 and encodes 410 amino acids. The record is from RefSeq and is a predicted model, not a curated record.